Molecule: messenger RNA, 1613 nt
Organism: Beta vulgaris subsp. vulgaris (sugar beet)
Lineage: Eukaryota; Viridiplantae; Streptophyta; Magnoliopsida; Caryophyllales; Amaranthaceae
Product: CBS domain-containing protein CBSX5
Exons: 2
Coding region: 192-1433 (413 amino acids)
Source: RefSeq, a predicted model, not a curated record
CCUCCUCUAAUGACAAUAUAACCACCCACCAAAACAAAAACACCCCCUCUUCCAUUUUUGCAUUUUAUUAGCAAAAAAGAAGUUCCAUUACUUAAAAUAAACCUUUCUCUCUCUAAAACCCUCCUUUCUCUCUCUAAAACUCACUCCCUCUCUCUAAAAUCACUCUCUACUACAACCUUCUAAGUAAUUGCAUGGCAAUCAGCUUGUUAACCCAUGUGAUUUCUGACCUUUGCUUGGGAAAACCAGCACUAAAAUCACUUUCUGUCUCCUCCACAACAGUGGGUGAUGCACUGACCGCCAUUAAAGCUUCUGAAGAUAACUUCAUUAGCAUAUGGUCUUGUGACCACCAAAGAAAAUUAGGUGAUAAUCAUCAUAUUAUUAAUACUAAUAUUGUUGAUUAUCAUGAAAUUGGGUCAUGCAAAUGUGUUGGGAAAAUAUGUAUGGUAGAUAUCAUAUGUUUUCUUUGCAAAGAAGAAAAUCUGAAAUCUCCUUCAUCUGCUCUGCUUUCCCCUGUUUCUGCCAUUUUGCCUAAAGAUUCUGCCUUUAUCAAACACGUGGAUCCUUCUACUGGCUUACUGGAAGCAAUUGAUCUGAUUCUGGAAGGUGCACAAAACCUGGUGGUGCCCAUCCAAAACACAGCUAGCUCAAAUUCUAGAAGAAAACAGCUUAAGGUCAAAGGUCCAACGAUCCAUAACGGCAGGGAAUACUGUUGGUUGACACAGGAAGACGUGAUCCAGUUCAUCCUUAGCCGAAUUGGGUUGUUUACCCCAAUACCAGGUCUCUCACUCGAGGAACUUGAGAUCAUCCAAACCAAAGUUCUCACCAUCGACUACCACGCCCCAGCCCUCACUGCGCUUGAGGCCAUUGCUCAAUCAUUGGUUGAGCAAACAUCUGUUGGGGUGGUGGAUGAAGAUGGGGCCCUUGUUGGGGAAAUUUCCCCGUUUACCCUUUGUGCCUGCGACGAGACUGUUGUAGCAGCACUGAUGACCCUAUCCUCAGGCGACCUCAUGUCCUACAUUGAUUGGGGUGGACCUCCUGAGGAUAUUGUACGAGUCAUGAAAGAGAGUUUAAAGGAGAAGAGGCUAGAAGGGUUGCUAGAAGUGUUGGGUGAUGAGUACUCAUCAUAUUCUACCUCAUCAGCAUCCUCCUCGUCAGAUGAUGAGUCAUUAUGCUCCUCUUCGCCCACCUCAAGACUGACAAGAUAUAAUAGGUCAUGGAGCUACUCAGCUAGGAUGGUAAGGAAGGCGGAGGCAAUUGUUUGCCACCCAAAGAGCUCAUUGGCCGCAGUGAUGAUCCAAGCUAUCGCGCAUAGGGUGAACUAUGUUUGGGUCAUGGAGGAUGAUUGUACUCCAGUCGGAAUAGUAACAUUUCGCGACAUGCUAGAUGUUUUCCGGGAGUAUUUGCAGUCGAUGGUCGACGAAUGGGGUGCUUAGUGUUAAGUACAUAAUAAAGAUUAAUAAGACACGCCCACUCCUAUGGCUUCUUGGUUUAACACCCAACCAAAGCUAGAGUUGGUUUUGCUACCCGUGUUGAAUUUGAGAGGCUCGCCUUAAUUAGUAACUUAGCUUAGAGAGGAGUUGGUAUUUCUCAUUUUGAGUUUUGCACUGGACUUG